UGCCGCCGUUCCGCUGCCGUCAGAAUUGCGCUCCAUGAAGUCAGUCACGAAAGUGCGCGAAAUUGUUGUGAUUGAUUAAAGUGCACAGACGUAUCUGAGAUAGGGCACUUGGGGUCUAUAAUCCAAAAAUGAGCUCACGUAAAUGGCAUAAAAAGUGUUUUGUACCUGGAUGUUCGUCAAAUAGCUUUGACCAGCCUUUAAAAGCAUUCAUUAAAUUACCACAGGGAACUGCUGUCCGAAAACAAUGGGCCGAAGCAGUCGGUAGAACAGGCAAAGAUGUUUACUUCAACCAUGUAUCUAGCGUCUAUUGUUGUGGAGAUCAUUUUAACCUAGAAGAGGAUGCUGAAAACUGGUUGAGGUAUAGGAUAAUGGGGACAAGUAUUAAACUGAAAGCCGGAGUGUUGCCACGCAUCGUAGGCACAGGUGACAAAAAUAUCUCAGUACUAGAUGCACCGUGCAAGGCUGAAAAAUUAGACAAGGAAUACCACAGAUUAAUGACGAAUCCAUCACCUAGCCACAACGAUAGUGAAACCAUUAUUAGUACUGAAAUUAGGGAUGAUUACAGUAUUGACAUUAAAGAUGAACCACUUUCAAGGAUUGUUAAGAAUGAACCAAGAGAACCCUCUCAAGAAAAAGUAUUUGAAGAAGCAUUAACUGAGGAUAAACUUGAAUUGCCUCCAGUUAUUGUGAAAACUGAACCAACCGAUAUAUUUUUGGCGAAAAUGCUGACGGUAGAACAACAUAGUAGAGGCUACGAAGACAUAGUGCCAAAAAACAAAACCAUCAGCCACAAAGAUAUUCAAUGUAACAUAAGCAUACGGAAACACAUGCGUAGCAAGUCUACACAGGUUGAUACGAACAUAUUCAUGUGCUCACGAGGGACUUCUCCCAUUAUAUUCAAACAGAAGAAAUAAUUCAAUUAAUCUCCAUCGUGUGAGAACGAGUGAGAAAUGAGAAGAAUGUUGUAAACAAUGUUGUAGUUUCCAACAACAGUUGCAGAGCGUUUGACUGAAGAAUAUCACUAAAUACAAAAAUUUAUUGUGAAUGCCAAUCAUUAUAGGGGUAUAAGGAGUUGAACUGCUUGCUGGAAAAGUGAUGCAAAGUGAAUUCAUAAACUUAUUCAAAGAAGCCGAAGAGUGAAAUAUUGUCUCAAGUAUUCAAGUACAAACUAAGAUUACAAAAUUUGUCUAGUACGAAUUUUUUUAUACAGAUUUUAUCUCCUUUUUCAUUAUAUUCAGUCCACACAACAUCUCAGCAGGUGGUCAUGAUUAUACAGCUAGUAAAAAUCGCUAUGUUAUUAGCAGAAAAUUAUUCCAAAACGCUGCCAUAAAACAUACUGCAUUGCGGGUUCUUAAUAUUGGUUUAAUUGUAAAAAAUGCAUAGAAUAUACCUUAUUAUUAUUAUUUGCUUAGCUACUAUU
Messenger RNA from Diprion similis, 1420 nucleotides. RefSeq lists its product as uncharacterized. NCBI's taxonomy places the organism in Eukaryota, Metazoa, Arthropoda, Insecta, Hymenoptera, Diprionidae. The record is from RefSeq and is a predicted model, not a curated record. The transcript is spliced from 2 exons. The coding region runs from base 129 to 914 and encodes 261 amino acids.